AUGGAUGAAGACGGACCUUAUUCAUGGUAUCUCCAGCAUACGCCCGCGCCAGAUGCUCGCAAACUGGAGGAUCUGCGCAUCUGGCAGAACGAGCAAAUCUAUGAGCGUAGUAGAAAGGUGUAUUCGCCACCGCUGGAGCCUUUGGGGGUGGGCUGUCAGGAAAAACGAGCUGCGACUGCUCAGCGGGGUCCAGCGAAGCGCCGGCGUACCUGA
Messenger RNA from Eremothecium gossypii ATCC 10895, 213 nucleotides. RefSeq names its product DUF5137 domain-containing protein. The record is from RefSeq and is marked provisional. NCBI's taxonomy places the organism in Eukaryota, Fungi, Ascomycota, Saccharomycetes, Saccharomycetales, Saccharomycetaceae. Bases 1 to 213 code for a protein of 70 amino acids. The transcript has a single exon.